Debaryomyces fabryi is the source of this 1824-nucleotide messenger RNA. RefSeq names its product FAD-binding oxidoreductase. The coding region runs from base 1 to 1824 and encodes 607 amino acids. The record is from RefSeq and is a predicted model, not a curated record. Gene Ontology annotation, molecular function: D-lactate dehydrogenase (NAD+) activity; D-lactate dehydrogenase (cytochrome) activity; FAD binding. NCBI's taxonomy places the organism in Eukaryota, Fungi, Ascomycota, Pichiomycetes, Serinales, Debaryomycetaceae. The transcript has a single exon. Gene Ontology annotation, cellular component: mitochondrion. Gene Ontology annotation, biological process: lactate catabolic process.
AUGAGCAAUAAAGUUAACCCUGGCGCAAAAGUGCCAACAUUAGAUGAAACUUAUUCUGGAAUCCCCCACAGAAUGGAAGAGUUUGCAUAUGGCUUGAAACAGUUUGUCCUCGGAAACACAAAUAAGGACAACAAGCCUAGAACUGAAGAUCUUCCCGUUCUUCCUCCUGGGAUAAAUCGGUCUGGUUUCAAUAUUGCCAUUGAACAAUUGAAAGGCUUGGUAGGAAAUGAAAAUGUUGAACUUAAUGAUCAGGAAAGAUUAGAAGAUGGGUGGUAUAAUGAACAUCCAAAUACCCAUGAUUCCUUCCACCUAUUGGACGAGAAUGAUCUUGUUUCAUCCGGUGCUGUAUAUCCUGGCUCCACAGAAGAUGUUCAAAGCAUCGUUAAGUGGGCUAACAGAUGGAAAAUCCCACUUUAUUCUAUUUCAAUGGGUAGAAAUUUCGGGUACGGGGGAGCUGCUCCGAGAUUAAGAGGUUCAAUUGUCGUAGAUUUAGGCCGCAGAAUGAAUCGGAUUUUGAAGUUGAAUAACAAGAGUUACACUUGCUUAUUAGAACCUGGAGUUAGUUACUUCAAAUUAUAUGAUGAAAUUAAGAAGAAUGGCUAUGACAUGUGGGUAGAUCCUCCUGAUAUUGGUGGUGGAUCAAUUUUAGGUAAUGCUCUAGAGAGAGGAGUCGGUUACACCCCUUAUGGCGAUCAUUGGGGAACUCAUUGUGGUAUGGAAGUUGUCUUACCAAAUGGGGAGGUAUACCGUUCUGGAAUGGGUGCAAUAGAAAACAGCCAGGCUUGGCAGGCAUCUCCUUAUGGCUUUGGUCCCUACUUGGAUGGCAUAUUUUCCCAGGGCAACUACGGUAUUGUUACAAAAAUGGGUUUCUGGUUGAUGCCAGAUCCAGGUGGAUAUAGCUCUCACGCAAUCACUUUUGAUAGGGAAGAAGAUUUCGGUCAGAUCAUCGAAAUUAUUCGUGAGAUUAGAGUCCGUCAUAUUUCAGGCAAUGUUGCACAGCUAAACAGCGCUAAGGGUGAGCUUACUUUCCGUUACACGAAAAAAGAACUAGGGAUCAAAGGUAAUGUUAUGACCAAAGAAGAUGUAGAAAGAUGUUCUAGAGAAAAACUAAAGCACGGACCUUACAGUUGGAUCUUUUUUGUUUCGUUUUACGGCCCUACAGAAGUUAGAACACUAUCGUGGAAUCUUGUUAAAAAAAUGAUGAGUAAGGUUUCAGAUGUUCACUUUUACGAUGAAAAAGAUUAUGCAGAUGGAGAACCUGACAACUUUCAUAUUCAUCAUGAAUCUUCUAUGGGAAUUCCACAGUUUAUUGGUGCAAGACAGGCAAGUUGGUAUCCAAACGGUUCGCACUCUGACUUUACUCCGGUUUCACCUAUAACUGCCAAGGAUGCUAAGCAAUUACUAGACCUUGUCUACAGAUUGCAAGACAAGUAUCAAUUAGAUUCAUUCCCGAACUUCGUUGUUGGAGUAAGAGAUUUGCAUAUGAUAGACUUCAUCAUGUAUGACAAGAAGGAUCCGGAGAUGAGAAGAAAAGCCCAGUUAAUGCUCAGAGAGUUAAUUUCAGAAGGUGCGAAACUAGGAUAUGGUGAAUAUCGUACUCAUUUGGCUCUACAAGAUCAGGUUAUGAAUACAUAUGGUUUUAACAGUUGUAUUCACCGUAGAUUAUGUGAAGUCAUUAAGGAUGCGGUUGAUCCAAAUGGUAUCCUAUCACCAGGUAAAGCAGGGGUAUGGCCUCAGUGGUUGAGGGGAAAGGGUUGGGAAUGGUUCGGCACUGAAGUUGCCAGAAAAUGGUCGGAUCCUACAAAAGGCAAGCAUAAUCUAUGA